Messenger RNA from Platichthys flesus (European flounder), 934 nucleotides. RefSeq names its product zinc finger, AN1-type domain 1 (gene zfand1). Gene Ontology annotation, cellular component: cytoplasmic stress granule; cytoplasm. The transcript has 8 exons. Bases 53 to 871 code for a protein of 272 amino acids. Gene Ontology annotation, molecular function: zinc ion binding. Lineage: Eukaryota; Metazoa; Chordata; Actinopteri; Pleuronectiformes; Pleuronectidae. The record is from RefSeq and is a predicted model, not a curated record. Gene Ontology annotation, biological process: cytoplasmic stress granule disassembly.
GUUCGUGUUGACAUCCUUAGCCUCUUGGCUAACCGGUGAAGCUAACGGAGUCAUGGCUGAAUUGGACAUCGGGAAACACUGUCGGAUCGAUUCCUGCAGUCUGAACGAUUUCCUUCCAUUUGUCUGUGAUUCCUGCAGAGGCGUUUUCUGCCUUGAGCACAGAAGCAGAGAGGCCCACUCCUGUCCAGAGGAUCCCGAAAACAAAGAACAAAAGGAACCAAAGACCACCGGGGGCAGCACAAGUCAUCCCUGCUCAUUUGAAGACUGCAGAGGAAAAGAGCUGUUGCCUGUAAUAUGUCCGCAAUGUGAGAAACAUUUCUGUCUGGUCCAUCGUCAUCAAGAUGAUCACAAGUGUGAGAAGUUGGAGGUCCAGAAACCUCGAAUGGCAGCUACUAGAGAGCUGGUGCAAAAGAUUGUGGAGUCAAAGGAUGGAUCCAAAAGUAAAGGACGUAAAGGAGCAAAGAACAGUGCAACUGCAGCUAAGGUAGCAUUAAUGAAACUGAAACUACAUGCUACAGGAGACAAGGGACUACCACAGACAGAGAGAACCUAUUUGCAGGUUUAUCUCCCCAAAGAAUCUCAGGACACCACCCAACCCAUGUUCUUCUCUUCUAAAUGGAGUGUUGGAAAAGUGGUGGAUUAUGCAGCCUCUCUGGCGAGCCUCAAGAACAACAACAAUGUACUGACUGCUAAGAAGCUGCGGUUGUGUGACCCUCAGAAAGGUGAAGCUUUGCGUAUGGAUGACACCCUCCUCUCAUUGCUGGCUCACCCAGAAACUCCUCUGUACAAUGGGGGUAACGUGAUCCUAGAGUACCUGGAUAAUGAGUGCACAGGCCUGGUGGACGUUUCCGACUACAUCACACAGACAUGACAAACCAACAGGUUUCUAAAUGCAAUCUGUGUUUCUGUCAAUAAAAUGUCAUUUUGAAAUAUU